Monomorium pharaonis (pharaoh ant) is the source of this 5167-nucleotide messenger RNA. RefSeq lists its product as uncharacterized. Lineage: Eukaryota; Metazoa; Arthropoda; Insecta; Hymenoptera; Formicidae. Gene Ontology annotation, cellular component: nucleus. Bases 659 to 997 code for a protein of 112 amino acids. The record is from RefSeq and is a predicted model, not a curated record. The transcript has 2 exons. Gene Ontology annotation, molecular function: zinc ion binding.
AAAUUAAGAAUUAAGGUAUCAAAUAUAUUGCCUGGCCACAAAAAUCGCAGAUAAAAUGUGAAAACUGUGUUAGAGAAAAUGGUAAAGUAUAAUAUAUAUAUAUUGUAUGGAAAAAAGAUAAGCUUAAUUGAGAUUUAAUAUUCUAGAGCAAUGUAUUCUUUUAUCCUUGUUCGCUGAAUAUGAAACGGAUAAUUAAAUGAUAUAUCUGAGGAUAUAAAUGAACUUAAUUAGAUUCUUUUGUUUUUUUUUCCUGUGAAUGGAAGUAGUGAACAUCGCGUGGGCUCUGCGACAGCCGGAGGGUCGGGGGGUCCGGAUAAACGGUGCGUACGGUACUGCGGGAGGUAUCGUUCGGAGCGCGCUGUCGUUCGGCGGAGUCUGCAAUAAACAAACUCCGAAAGAGAUCUCCAAGUAAAAAAGUGAACACGUCCAACGCACUCUCUCUCUCUCUCUCUCUCUCUCUCUCUCUCUCUCUCUCUCUCUCUCUCUCUCUCUUUCUGUCACUCUUCCUCGCUGUAACUACGGUCGCCAGGAGUCGCUCUGUCAACGGUGUCGAGCGGUGUCGAGCAGAGCAGAGCAGAGGCUAGACUGUACGCGAAAGCGGCAGACGUGUGAAAGAUCAUCGGAGCCGUCAUCGAAGUCAGCGAAGAGCUGCAGAGAGAUGGGCAGCACGGACAAGGCCGUGAUCACGGGGUUCAUAUGCAGGCUCUGCAGCAAGAUGAACCGCUUUGUAAUCCACAUUUACGGGGAGGAGGGCGAGAGGAUGAAGCUCGCCGAGAAGAUAAACACCUACCUGCCGAUCACGGUAAACAUGAAUGACCCGCUGCCAAAGACUGCAUGUUUACACUGUAUUGAACGAUUAGAGGCGCAUCACGAGUUAAUGGAACAAAUCAUGUUCACCAGGCGGAGAUUGAACACCGACAACAAGGCAGCCGCAGUGGCGUCCUCCUCUGCGACGACCGUAGACACAGUCCCAACGUCCAGCCUGCCCCCCUGUUGACAUGUGCAAUGGAAAAUAAUAAUAUAUUCUUUCACUCAAUGCGUCAUUAUUCGCCAGGAUCGCCAGAUGAUUCUCAUAUAACUUUUCAUUUUACUUAAAUCAGUAGUCAGUAAGUGUGAAAUGUGUGACAGAAGGGACAGAAGAGUAAAAAUAACAUGACAUUAUCCAGAAUGUUCCACAAGGAAAUGAUAAACUUUUGAGAUGUCUUCUAGAGAUUUAAAAAGUUUUAAGCAAAAAGAUUUAAAUCUACACUGUAGAUCAAGACUCGAGAUAUAAAUAAUUUUAUUAACAUUGCGAAGUUACAAGGUGAAAAGUCAAAUAUUUAUAACUUUUAGUGGAUUAAUUUUAUUUUAUAAUUUUGCAAAGUGAAUAUAUUAUUUCCUUAUCACAUUAUUUAUUCAAAAAUUUUUAAAUAAAAAAAUAGAAAAGAUAGUCCUGUAGAUUGUCCAACUACAUGUUUGCCCAACUACAAGCAAACACAAGGACACAUUUUGAACGAAUAAUAUGAUUAAAAGAAAAAAAAAAUUUUUACUUGAAAAAUAUAAAAUAAAAGAAUGUAUCUACAAAUUAUAAAUGUCUUGGUAUUUUUUACAUUACUCAUAUCUCGAUAUCUGAGCCUACUUUACAAUAAAGCUAAAUUUUUUUGCUUAGAGUGAUCUCUGAAAUACAUUCUAGAAGUUUGUUCCUUACAGAACAAACUCUGCAUUUCCUACGUAUUUCCAUGAUACUUUCAUGUUUGCAUAUGUUUAUGCAUUGCUCGUUUCAGACAAUAUUCUGACUUCUAUUAAAGAAGCUUGAAAAUUAUGCCAAUAUCAAUGUCCAUUUUUGAGGGAACAAAAUGUCAAAGAUACGAAAGAAGAAAAAAUUGUCAAUGGGACACAAAAGAGCAUUUCUUUACAUAAUGUUAUGCUGAGUGAUUUUUAAAUAUUCUAAAAGGUACAUGACCAUUCACAUAAAGUUUCGUUUUAAAUGUAUGUGAAAAAUCAUCCCUUCAAAUCUUUUAGAAUAAUUAAGAAUUAUUCUGCAUUUCAUAAAGAAAUAAACGUUUACAUGUCCGAAACGGUUUAGUUUUAAAGAUAGAAGACGUUAAAGUUGAAGUAAAAAUUUUUUUUCUAAAGAUUUUGAAAACAAUAUAAGUUAUUUUAAUGAAUUGUUGUCUUUCAUAGACACGAAGGUUUAUCUUAUGCGGCCGUACAGUAUAUUUUUAUUCUAUCAGAAGGGAAAUUAAAGAUAAUUGACUACUUUUUCUUUAUAAAACUUGUAUGCAAUCGAUUUUUUCAAUUUUGAAAUUUGUAUAUGAUGUAAAUGGGAUAAAUUGACACCAAAAAAUCUGUUAUUUUUGGUAGGAUAAACCAUGGUCGAGAAAAAAGAUGUUUUUCUUUUAAUUAUAUCAUCUUGUAUCUUUGAAAUAGUUUUUUUUCAUAUAAUUCUCAUAUGAAGUUUUCUUAAUGCAAGGAAUCAUUCCUUGAAGUCUGAGAAUAUUAAGGAUCAUUCUGUAUAGGCGAUGUUAAUUGAAUCAAUUUAAAUAAGAAACUAUGUAAAAUCAAAUUAAAUUUUUUCUUGCUGAUUCAUUAUUUAAACAAUUUGCAAGAAAGUAGUAUUUUAAAUGUAAAAUUUUCUGGGCAAGCGCAAUAAUGUUGAGAUAAUCGAAAAGAAAUGUAUGUAUGUAUAUGUCUACGCACACAUGCGUGAAUACGCGCACAUACACACAUACACAUACAUAUAUUUAUAUUAUAGGAAUAUAUAAAAUAUCUGACAGCAUCCGAAGUAUCUAUUUGUGUAAUCCUGAUAUUUCAGGAGUUUUGUACAGUAUCUCUGCAAAGGUUUCUACUCAAUCUCUAAAGAUGACAAAAUAAUCAAAAUAAUAAUCAUAUUAAUGAUUUGUUUUUAAUUUUCGAUUAUUAAAGAUAUAUGUUUUACCUGUUAAAAUACAAGAAUAUAAAACUUCAAAUGUUAACGCAUGACGAACAAAAAUAUAUAAUUGCAUAAAAUAAGAAAAUACAAAUCAUAAAUUUUGAAUUUUAAAGAGGGUAUUAUUUUGUAUCUACAUUAUAUACAAAUCCGAUGAGAGAAAAAUGACGAAUGUGCAAUUUAAGAUGAACAAAACAGAUUUUAAUUAUAUUAGAAUAAUGCAUAUAACAGAUUAUAGCUGUAAAAUAUAAGAGAUAUUAAAUCUAACCGAAUUUGUUUGCAAAAUUUAAAUUUUAUGUUUGUUAUUUUCGAAAUAUUGUAUAUUUAUUCCAAUUGGGCAACAUUUUUUUAUUCAUUAUUUUGGUACUGUGCUACUUGAUAUUCAAUAUUACCCAAUAUUACAAAAAAAUAGUAAAAUUUUCGAUUUGAAUAAACCUUCAUGAGUAUAUAGAGUGCUUCAAUAUAUAAAUACACCUUUUAUUUUUUCGCGUGUAACUUAAACUACAAAGAUUAAUUUUUUAAUUAAAAUUUUUUUAUUAAAUUAUUUUUUAAAAAUUAAUUUUUUAACAAAAAAAAUUAAAAAUUUUGGAGAAUUAGAAAAUAUAUUUAAAAAUCACGCACGAAUUAUUUCAGUAUUAAGAUUUUGCUAUGAUUGUAUAUGGCCUUUCUCUUUCUCGAUUUAAAUUAACCCUUUCACACCCCUGGGAAAUGAAGAAUUAGUACAAAUAUGGAUAUUAGUACCCUUUUUUAAAAAGAAAUAUUUAUUAACUGAUAUGAUUUUUCAUUUUUUAUUAACAGUUGGGAGACAAAAAAUAUAUCAAAAUAUUAAUAUUUGAAAAAGUUGUAAUUUUUUUUCAAGUGGGACAUAUAUGUCCCAGAAGCGUGAAAGGAUUAAAAAGAUAAAUUAAAAAACUUUUUCAUACAAUUUUUUAUUUAUGCCACUUUGUAACCCAUAAUUUAACAUUGAACUUUAAUUCUAAAUGUUUUUUGUAGUUUAAAUUACAUGUAAAAAAGUGAAACGCUCUUUUAUCCUCAAGAUUAAAUAGCAUAUAUAAAAAAGUAUUAUUUCUAAAGAUAUAAAUGACAGGACAACAGAACAUUAAUCAUGUACUAAAUCUAUAAAUAUAUAUCCAUAAAAAUUCAUCCAAAUCAAAGAUUUUUCUGAUUCGCAAUGUUUUCUUAUUCACAUAUAGAUAUUGUUUUAUGGACCUUACAAUAUUUUUUUCUUUAAAAAUGCAUUAUAAAAUUCUUCAGCUGUCUUUAAUGAGAUACUGUUAUAUCUUCAAUCAACGUAUCAAUUCUACUAAUGUACAAAGAUAUAUACUUAUACUCCUGGAAAAACAAUCUUUGCGCGAUACCAUAUUGUAUAAUGUAGAAAUUUCUUAGCCAUAGAAAAUUAGAGUAUGUAAAAUUAAGAAACUCACAUUUAUAAUGCAUAUAAAGAAAUAUGUCAUAUAUAUAUAUAUAUAUAUAUUUUUUUUUUACUUAUUGAUUUUUCACAAUAAAAUUUUCUGUUCGCUAUGUUGAUACACAGAACAAGUGAUAAAAAGAGAUAUUGUAUAUUGUCUGUAUAUGUAUUAUGUCUGUCAUUAAUAAUGCAUUAUGUUAAUUAAUGUCUGUAAUCGAAAAAAAUUAUCGUCUUAUUAUUCUAAUAUAAAUAAAUGUAAAGUACAAUAACAAAUAUUUGUAUAAUUAUGUCAUAUUGUGUUAACAAAUAGUAAGUUUUUGUGUAAGUUUUAUACAGAUCUUAAUCUGUUCAUCUUUGUUUGCAAGCUACAAUAAAAUAAAUAAUAUGUAUAACAGAUUUUAAAUCUAACUUGUAAAGUUACUUCUACGUUUAUUUUGCCCUAUGUUUCGUUAUAUCUAGGAUUUAUAUAAAUAAAAAUGCAGGAGAGACAAUACGGAAGAGAAAAAUGUUUGUUUUAAUAAGAUUUAUUUCUUAUUCACUGACACAGUUAAAUAUUAUGUGAAAUAAUCUUACUGCUUGGCAUUCGCCUUGUGCUUAUUACAUUCUAUUUCACAUAUAAUGUAUACGAUUUACAGAGAAAUUGUGUAUGUUUUCAAAAGACGAGGAUGCAUUUAUUACACUUUCAAUGUCACAAUAAGUAUAUAACAUACUGUUGUAAAUUAUGUAAAUAUGUUCGAAUGCUGCGUUCAUCGCAAGUGUUAAUUUGGAUUUGUCAAAUGCAUAUUAUUGAGGUUUGAUAUAUACAUAUAUGUAUAGUGAUCUAUUAUAAAAUAAACUAAUUAAUAACGUAA